Gambusia affinis (western mosquitofish) is the source of this 5492-nucleotide messenger RNA. Its product is annotated as rhotekin-like. Gene Ontology annotation, cellular component: actomyosin contractile ring. Lineage: Eukaryota; Metazoa; Chordata; Actinopteri; Cyprinodontiformes; Poeciliidae. The coding region runs from base 816 to 2225 and encodes 469 amino acids. The transcript is spliced from 18 exons. Gene Ontology annotation, biological process: actomyosin contractile ring assembly; mitotic cytokinesis; signal transduction. The record is from RefSeq and is a predicted model, not a curated record.
CUCGUGUGAGUCAGAGUCUCUCCUGAUUGGCUGCUGGCCUGCAGCAGAGCCGCACGCCUGCAGCUCGUUGGAUCAUCAGCCCGGGAGGAUUUAAGGAGCUGCAGGGCCUCCACUCUCUGCUGGGUGAUUAUUCAAGCAUGUGGUCCUCUCGUGUUUUCAAACCAGGACCGUGUGCUCACCUGCAGCCGGUUCCUAUACUCCCUUCCUCCCUCUGAGAAGCCUCCUAGAUCCCACCUUAUGGUUACUGGACGGCAGUUGGCAUUAGUGAGGGCCUUAACUUGAGUCCAGGAUCUACUUGUGUCGUCACGGACAGCAUGCGGGAUCCUCCGACCAGACGCAGUGUUCCAAUGAGAAGUGGCUCAUAUGAGCUCAGCAGAUGCACAGCUCCACUAGGUGUUUGCUAAUUGCUGUUGGCUAGCCUGAAGGAGUUUUCGGGGGAGGGCAACUGCAGCUCCGAGGAGGAACCUUGUUCUCUAAGGGAAACUUUCUGGAAAGUGACCAGGCAGUGAGGAAACACUCCUGCUGAUUUUGAGUGGGAGCUUUGUUGCACAAUGCAUGCCGGUUAUGCAAGGCACCAUUGAUCCUCUCUCGGGAAUUGCUGGACACCCUACAAAUUAAUCACGCAAUACUUCAACUCUAUUGUAAAUUCACAAAUGAGCUGGCUGUGUUCAUCUAACUUCCAUUCCCCUCACGGAAAUUCACACUGACUGCUCCGUCUGCAGAUCGAGCCCGAACGGCGGUCCGGUCAGCUGCAGGAUCAUCCCGCUCCCAGAGAGCGCAGCCCGAACAGAACCGAGGCUCAGCUGAGUGGAGCCAUGGCCGACAGGAACCAGGAGGAGAGAGUGCUGCAGCAGAUUGAGAGGGAGGUGCGCCUGCAGGAGGGAGCCCACAAACUGCUGGCCGCCUGCUCCCAGAGGGAUCAGGCCCUGGAGGCCUCCAAGAGCCUGCUGACCUGCAACGCCCGCAUCCUGGCUCUGCUCGGCCAGCUGCAGGGGAUGAGGAGAGCACAGAUCUUAGAGAGAGAGGGACACGGGUCAGUAGGAGCACGGGGAUUGAGCGGUACGCAUGAUUUCACUGGAAGCAGGUUAUCUGAAGAUGCGGCGCCAUGUGCUGGGAAAGUGUCACUUUCUGACCUGCGAAUCCCCCUGAUGUGGAAAGACUCGGAGUACUUCAAAAACAAAGGAGAGCUGCAUCGCUGCGCUGUGUUCUGCCUGCUUCAGUGCGGCUCAGACAUCCACGACACCGACCUGGUGAUGGUGGACAGGACGCUGACCGACAUCUGCUUCGAGGACGCGGUCGUGUUCGACGAGGUGGGUCCGGGCUUCUCGCUCCGCGUCGAGCUCUACAGCUGCUGCGCGGCCGAGGAUUUCCCUCCGGCGGCCCCGGCUCCCAGGAGAAUGAGCUUCUUCCUGGGCGGCACGUCGGGAAGCUCCUCUGGGAAAAGGAUCCGGGCCGCGUUUGAGUCUGUGUCUGCGUACGGCUCCGUCUGCCCAGGUGGCGGGACCGCGAGGCCUGGACAUGUUUCACCUCCUUCUGCACUAGGCCCCAAGUAUAAGCUGUUGGCUCAGACAACACUGACUAUUGAACAUGUCAGAGAGGGUUUCAAGACGCAUGAUUUAACACUUUCAGCAACAGAGGAUAGUCCAUUCUGGUUGCCUCUGUACGGAAACAUGUGCUGCCGCUUAGUCGCUCAGCCUUUAUGCAUGACUCAGCCAGCGAUGAGGGGCCAACUUAAGAUCAAGCUUGAGGACGCAGACCAUUGGGGAAACUUCUACUGUGUCCUCGUCGGCCAAACGCUUCUCUGCUAUCGAAGUGGAGAAGACUUGGAGUCGGAGGACGAGCCUCUGCUUGUAAUCCCCGUCACAAAGGAUACCAGGGUGUGUCCGUCUGAGAGCGAUCCUGUCCACGGGCUACAGAUUAGCAUUAGCACGCAGCCUGAAAGAGGGAAUGUGACGUACGCAGCUUCCGCCCAGAACGCUGCAGACUUGCCAGGCUGGAACAAGGCCCUCCAGCAACAUGUCUACAACCUGAGUCAGUGGAAACGCCGCUGCGAUGAGGCGAUGAAGGUUGAGGCGCCGCCGUCCAGGAAACCCAAAACGGCCAAGCAGGGGUCUCUGUUUCAUGAAAUGGUAACUCCCUCCUCUCCGAGAAAAUGUCCUGCCGUUCCAGAUUUGUCUGGUGAAAUGCGAACGUUGCUGUCCUCGUACUACAGUGAAAGCUAUUAAUCAUCCAGACGGAGAUCCAGCGGCGGGGAGACGAUUGCUCCGGUUCUCCUCGCCUGUGGUUUUCAAACCUGGUCGAAAUGGACGAGAACAUGAUGAAUGCGACUCGUUCAAAUUCCUUUAAGGACGCCAGGCGCUCUGCACGGCUCCUACUGUCGUUUUUUUUUUUUUCUACCCGUGCGCAAAUCCAGGACUUCGCUGAAUGUUGGUUUGCAAAUUUAAAAAGUAAAAAAAAAAAAAAAAACAGAAAGUCACAUAAAAAAUACUGGCCAAGUUUCAAAAAAAUGACACACUUGUCUACAAAUAUGUUAGCAUUUGUGUCGUGAAAAUACAAAUGGUGAACCGGAGCGAAUAAACCAAGUUGCUUCAAAAUCCAGUCAAUUUCUUUUUUUUUUUUUUUUUUUUUUGUGCAUAUAAAUCGUCCUGAUUUAUUUAUUUAUUCCUGUCGCAAUAAAAUUUUGUGAUUGGCUAUAAAUAAAUCUGUCAGCUGUCACCCUGCAGCUCAGAGUCUCAUCCUGAAACCAAAGGCCCAGUCUGGCUGCUUUCGGGUUGACUCACGAAACAAACAUUUUUUUUUUUUCUUUUCCCAUAAGUUGACAUCACCCCACCCAUUGGCAAGCGCUGUAUAGUAGCUGUUUGGCUACCCAGCUUUUUGAUUCAUUGUUUAUAUUGUAUUCCAGGUGUGACCUUAAGGAAUGCAAACACACUGCAUGGAAAUAAAAAAAGCAAACAAAAAAAACAAAACAAAACGGUGAAUAAAGUUCAAACCGUAUCUCGGUAGCAGCCCAGUUAAUCCGCACACCAAAAGAAAUCAAAACAAAAUUCCACGGAUCAAAUUAUGUGCAGCGAAGUUGAACGAUACAGGGAUUAAUUAUUACACACUUUUACUGAAAUGGUUUUAAUACCUCAUUCUGGGUGUGAGUUUGAUCCAUUCUCUUUAAAUCGUCCAUCAUGCCCUCUGACCUUCUCUCUAUAGAUUACCUAAUGGAGUCGCGUCAGGUGAACUGACUGAGCUGUUGUGGCCGCGUUUUGAAAUCAGCUGAAGGUUUUCUCGGCCUUUGAGUUUCAGAUUGUCUUGCUGGAAAAAUCCACCCUUUUUUUUUUUUUUCUCCACCUUCGAACUCUGGGCAAGAAAGUCCUGGUAAAUUUCUUCAUCCACCUCUUCUUCAAAUACACCAAAUCUGCCAGAACUGGAAAACAGUCCCACAUUGUAAUGUUGCCGCUUCCAAACUGCGGGGUUGAAACGAUGUUUUGUGGGUGAUGCAUAAAUAUGUAUAUAUAUUUUUUAAAAUACUCCAUAGUUGCCAUUAAAUAAGCCGUACAACUAGUUGCAGAAGUACAGGCGAUGCAGUGACAAAACCUAGCAAAAAAACAAGACUUUUUUUUUUUUGUUGUUCAAAAUUUGCGCUUUCUUUGUGAAGAUUUUUAUUUAAAAUGUUAAAUUGUGCAAUUAUACAUUCAGUCAGUUGAAACAUUGCUAAUGUGUGUUGAAUGAGUGUGUGUGUUGAGUGCACCACUUCUCAUAAACUGUUGGUCCUCAUUCCAGGUCUCUGUGACUCUUUCACUAGUGAUCAAUGGGUCUACACAACUCUCUCUGACUUCGUUUAAAAUCAAACCUGUUGAGCUUCUGGUUUUUACCAAACUCUAGCAGAAAUUAUCUUCAAUAAUAAGGUUGUUUUUGUUUAAGAUUUGUCCUUUAGACAUGCUUCUCUUGUGACUCCUUGGUAAUGACAUUCUUAAGCGUUGUAAUUUUUAUGGAGGGAUCUGGUUAUACAUUUUACAUGUGGAUUUUUAGGUUUAUCAUAUUUUCCCAUAUGUCAGUAACCUCUUGAGAAAAUAAAUGAACAAAAAAUAUCUGCACUGCAAAGAAAAUCCUGAGUAUUUUUCUUCUAGAUAUGUUAGUUGUGUUUUAGAUCAAGUGUACUAAGUUUCAAGUAACAUUUCAGCAAGAUAUAGGCACGUGUUUUAAGUAGAAAAUUCCUCAAUAUUGAUAAAAGUGCUCGCUCCACAGGUGAAUUAUUUCACUUAUCACAAGACGCUGCAAAAAUAAUCUAUCACUUUUCAUCAAUAUUCAGGAAUUGACUUAAAACAAGUUCCCACAUCUUGCAGAAAAGUUCCCUGUUGGUUUUCUUUUUUUUUUUUGUCUUUAUUCAAGAGCACUAACAUUUGCACGCAGAAACUAGAUCAAAAAUACUUGGUGAGAAGUGGGUUUAUAGUGUAGCAUGAAUGAAAUGGAAAAAUGAGGAAAAACUCUCAUUCCAAUACAAUAGAAUUUCAAAAACACCAUCUAGUCAGAUUACUUUUAUAGCUCUGGAAUUAAGCACUCAAUAUGCUUAAUACUACAAUAUCAAUACAGGAUAUCGGGUUUGAUAGAUUGUUGAUGUAACAUAUCUUCCUCGAACCAUUUGUGUUCGUAAGUGUUUCAAAUCAAGAAACUCGGUGGAAUUUAAUGCAACAGAAAGUUUAAAUACCGGAAUAUAAACUGGGGUCCGUGGAGCGAUCAUCAGUUCACUGCAGUGAACUGAAGUGACAGUGCAGUGCCUGUCGGGACCUGUACACAGCCAUUAUCUCAUCGACUAUCGGGUUCCUUCCGAACACGUCACCAAAUCUAACGAGAGAAGUGUGUAAUAGCUUGCGCAGGUAAAAGUUUUCUCCUCGUCGCUACUGCUGCUAAUAAUUUCAAAGCUCAGUUCACCUGACAGAGAUUCUGAAGCGCAGAUUGUGAUGGAGUGUGUUAGAAACAACCCGUCUGUCACGUCCGCAACCGAUAUGCACGCGAUAUUCAGCGUCGGUUCGGUUAGAGUCCAGGGCGUGUCGCCUCUGCCUGCAUGUUGUCGCCUCACCGCAGAUCUGUGCAUCUUAUCGCUCUGGAUGAGACGGUUGUAUCCGAGGCCCGGACAGUAACGGAACAGGUUGCGCGUGUCGUGCCAGUGUUCAGACAAUACACAGAAAUAAUUAAAACUAAAAGGUUUGCUUGAUGCAGAGGAAUUUCUUCUUAAAUUUUUCAUAAAAUAAUAAUAAUAAAAAAAAGGUUCAGAAAUGCUUCCAAGAAAUGGGAGGAAUUAGAUUCUUUAAAUAUUGUAUUACAUUAAUGUUUGCUAUAGCUAGCUAGCACUGUCACGCCAAUUAAAACUUUUUAUACUGUAAUUCUUUUGCUGGUAAUGCUUUCCAAAUAAAAAGCUGUUCUGAACAUUUUGUCUCAAUCUGAUUUUUCCUAUAAGUCACCAAGAUCUUAAUCCAGAUAUUUGCUUUCUUGCAUAAAAACCUUUU